This is a messenger RNA of Xiphophorus maculatus (southern platyfish), 3624 nucleotides long. RefSeq names its product tumor necrosis factor receptor superfamily member 1A-like. The coding region runs from base 1197 to 2324 and encodes 375 amino acids. The transcript has 11 exons. Lineage: Eukaryota; Metazoa; Chordata; Actinopteri; Cyprinodontiformes; Poeciliidae. Gene Ontology annotation, cellular component: plasma membrane. Gene Ontology annotation, molecular function: protein binding. Gene Ontology annotation, biological process: signal transduction. The record is from RefSeq and is a predicted model, not a curated record.
UCUUUUUAACAGUCUAAUGAUUGAGUAGUUAUUAAGUUACCUUCAAGUUAAGUUUUGCUUGGACCCAACCCCUGGGCGCCAACCUGUGGGUCUGGAACCAGAAUUGAACUAAGCACUGGUUUUUGAUAGAAAAGCAAUACAAAUAUAUUUAAUAGAUUUUAUAGGUAAUGUUUUAAACAAUACCUGGGCUGAAUUUCCAAAACAAAAUGGCACAAAUAGGAAAGGAAACAUUUUUUUGUCAUUUUACAGUCAAGCUACAGACUGCUUUUUGUUUUCCUCUAUGUUCAUGAAUAAAAGAGAAUGUAUUCAUUCUCUUAAAAGUUUAUGAUCUUUAUUUUUUUAACCAAAGCACAAAAACACCAUGGGUCUUCAUAGAAUAAUUUUAUAUAAGUAGAAGAUGGCAAGCUAUAAUCAGCUGAAAGCAGGCUGGCUACCAGCGUAGAGAGCAAGACUAAUUAUCCAGCUGAUAUGAACUUUUAUGAAGUUCACAGACUCCCUCACUUUCUCUAUUGAGAGAAGACAUAUAUAUUCAAACGUUUUAAUAGCUCUGGUGGCCUAUUUUUGAUAGUGAAUUGACAGGAAGGAGGGUAACGAAGAGAGGGGGAAGAUAUGCGACAAAGGUCAUCAGGCUAGGAGUCGAACCUCUGACGUCCGCGCCAAGCACUACGGCCUCCAUAUGUGGGUUGUGCUUUACCCUGCACCACACAGCGCCCCAGAGAAGAUAUAAUUCAGUGUUCUGUGCAACAAUUACCUAAAAAACUAAGUUUAGAUAAGAAACCAUGAACUGGUGUUUUUACUUGACGUUUCCAUACUGUGAGAAUCACCCAAGCCAUUUACUACGUAAUUGUUUCCUUGGAAGCAUGAAGUCAAACAAGAUGUUGGUUCAGGUUGCUGUUAAACUAUGAGUGUGCUUGUGUAGAUACCAGUAGAGGUUUAUUAGGUAGUAGCAGCCCAAAGUGGAGUGUUUUAAUGUGUGCAGUGAAGACUCUUUGUUUUGAAAUGCUUCCAGAAACUGACUGGGGAGUUCUGUUGAUGUUCCAGUAAAUCAUUAACAAACGAGCUCGUCUUUAAUAAUCACAACCCACCAGUACUAAUUCAACUUGCUGCCCACAGACUCGGCUACUUGCCUCUUUGUGAAGUCUCUUUCAUGUCUGCCCAAAAACUGCCUUAAGGUUGUUUCACUGAUACUAGCCUUCAUGUCCACCAGAGUGAGUCUCCUUGAGGCGACAGGGCAAGACUCAAACUGCAUAGCUGGAUAUUAUAAAGAUGCUAAAAAUCAUUCCUGCAAGCUAUGCCCAGAGGGCACAUACACAGACAGAAGCCAUUCUCUUACGUUCUGUCUUCGGUGCAGUAGUUGUGGUAGGGGGGGAGUUAAAAAACCAUGCACAGCUAGUAGCGAUGAGGUGUGCAUCUGCCCUUCUGGACACUAUUCAAAGGAUGGCGACUGCAAGAAAUGCUCCGAAAACAGUUCCAUCAGCGACAUCAAUGAAGAUUAUUGUGAUAUGUGCCAGGCCUGCCAAAGCCAGCACUGUAUGAAGCACCCAGGAUGCAAGACAAGUCCCAUCUCAGCUCCAUCUGAAGUUCGAGCGGGGACAUUAGCUUCGACUGCCGGCCCGGCUUCACCGUCAGGAAGACCGACUCCUUCCACCACACUGAAAACAUCAAGUCCAACUAUCGAGAAAGUGCCAAGUCAAUCAGAUACACUCUUCUGGCUUUCUUUUGUGGGGAUUGUUACAUCUCUGUUGCUCUUUUGGUUCCUGCUGCUCUUCUGCAGGAACCUGCUCAGAAAGGAAGCUGUUCUUCCCUGCUGGAACAAACAAAAAAAACUGCAAAGACUUCCUCAGGAACCAAAAUUGGACGAACAACGUAGUCAUCACUGUAGCAGCCCAACCACACAGACAUUUACAGUUUUUGAGGAAACUCCCAUGAUGUCGCUCUGUCAGGAACCACCUGCACACGUCGGCGGCCACGUGCGGCACAGUCUUCACACGGAUGCAAGACGAUAUGAGCACUGUGACCGCUGGCCGGCCAUCGUGCUCUACGCGAUCAUCAAGGAAGUGCCUCUUCGCAGAUGGAAGGAGUUCCUCCGACUGCUGUCCGUGUCUGACCAGCAGAUGGAGCGUGUGGAGAUGGAGGCCGGUCUCGGGUCCAUGGAGAAGCAGUACCAGAUGCUGAGGCUGUGGAGCCAGCGCUCCUCGGCGAGCCUGAAUGAAGUUUACUCCUCUCUGCACCUCAUGGAGUUGUCGGGCUGCGUCCAGCAGCUGCAGGAGAACCUGGAGAGGCUGCAGUGGAGGUGCGAAGCGAAGCAGGCGCUCACAGCCUGACGGGGCUACUGAAGGGAAGGGGCGGCUCCUGAGACUGCAGCUUUAAACGCAAAGAGUACAAAGCCGUCUGUGAUACAGGCGGGAUAGGAAAUAUCAAUUCUCAGUUUGUUCCUGGGUGUUUGUGAACACUGGCAACUAAAGUUUAACACCAACAGACUACUGCAACGACAUCAUGUAUUUCUUGAAUUGUGGAGGUGAAUACCAUCAUGGAGAGCAGUGUGAUUUCUUUAUAGGCUUGCCCACAACAUGUAUUUUUUGUGUUAUCUAACCAAAGAUAUAUACUGUACACACUGGAUGUAGGUUUGAUCCAGGCCAGUCAGUCAGAGAUCACACGAGGAAGACUUCACCAUGUGAAUGAAGGCACCAACGGUAACAAUUCUCAGAAGCACUUUCUGUUUCUUUAGGUGUGUUCUCCAUCCUAGUAACCCGUUGAGGGCAUUGAAAAAAAAAAGUUAUAUAAACAAGGGUAAUGCCUCUCUGUCAACUGUUACCUUCUGUCUUGAAACCUCCAAGAAAACACCACUCUACCUCUUUUUCUCUCAUGUGGGCAUCGUUUAUAGUUCAACAGUAGAAAGUUGUGGUUUCACAGCGGUGCACUGACGUUUAAAUAUGAGUAAGACUCGCAUCGUGUUUGCACUUCCUGUGUUCGUUUAGCUCCGGGAGUUGACCCUCCAGUUUUAUCUGUUUCCAUUCGACUAGUUAAAUAAAGACUACACUGAAUGGAGACUUUAAGUACAUCUGUGAUGCUUGAGCAGGCCAGCUGCCCAUGGUCUCCUUCAGCAUAAAAGUCUGACAGUACAACUCAGCCACUGAUUCUGAUUCUGGUUACUCACCUUUUCAAGAAGGAGACAACUGAAAUCCCCAAAGGACGUCAGAUUUUCAGUUUCCUGCAAGCAAAACGGUGUCAGUGUGCAGUAGGCUGGGUUUUUCCUCACCACACUUAUUCCAUUCAGAAUGAUAGUUUUGGCUUGUGGUGUUCAAGUAUCUCACUUUGAGAGUUUCUUUUUUUUUUGUAUGUGUCAGUUCAGUUCACUGACAGGAAAGGACUUGGACUUUCCAGUUUUUAGGAGGUUAUAAUAACAAGGUAUUUGUGUUUGAUCUCAGAACCUAUAAUUUGUGUUGUAGAUAUUGCUUUUCUUAAUUUUAUGAAACUAUUUAUGAAUGUUAUCUUGAGUGUUUUUCUUUUUAUUUGAAUGCUCACUGGUCUUGUUGAUAGAUUUAUAAAACAAAGCGGUACUGUAAUAAACCAUGUGCACAUGGUUACGUGUGAUGUGUAAAGAAUAAAAAAAGCUGAAGCCAA